This is a messenger RNA of Lolium rigidum, 1539 nucleotides long. RefSeq names its product glycerol-3-phosphate acyltransferase 9-like. Gene Ontology annotation, cellular component: endoplasmic reticulum. The record is from RefSeq and is a predicted model, not a curated record. The transcript is spliced from 12 exons. Lineage: Eukaryota; Viridiplantae; Streptophyta; Magnoliopsida; Poales; Poaceae. Gene Ontology annotation, molecular function: glycerol-3-phosphate O-acyltransferase activity. Bases 180 to 1280 code for a protein of 366 amino acids. Gene Ontology annotation, biological process: triglyceride biosynthetic process.
CGUCUCGACCGAUUUCUCUCCAGGAAUUGUCUUUCCCAGAAACCACUCAUCCUCAAUCUCCCUAGGAAUAACGAGUGGAGAAGGAGGCCGCCGCCCUCGACCUCUCAAAUCUCAUCUCUCUAUCUCCCCAUUGCCAAGCCUUCCUCGUCGGUGUCGCCGGCGUCGGCCACUGGGAGGAGAUGGCGUCGUCGCUGUACGCGCCCAACCUCGAAGAUUACCUCCCCACGGAGUCGGACUCGCCCCCGCAGGAACCCACCACGAGUCUCAACCUGCGCGAUCUGCUGGACAUCUCGCCGGUGCUCACCCAGGCGGCGGGUGCCAUCGUCGAUGAUUCAUUCACACGUUGCUUUAAGUCAAAUUCUCCAGAGCCAUGGAACUGGAACAUUUAUUUGUUCCCAUUAUGGUGCUUGGGAGUUGUCAUAAGAUACGGACUACUGUUUCCGCUGAGGGCCUUAACACUUCUAUUAGGAUGGCUGGCCUUCUUCGCUGCAUUUUUCCCAGUGCAUUUCCUCAUGAAAGGGAAAAGUAAGCUAAAACGUAAAAUAGAGAGAAAGCUGGUUGAAAUGAUGUGCAGUGUUUUUGUUGCUUCUUGGACUGGAGUUAUUAAGUACCAUGGACCACGCCCAAGCUCACGACCUUAUCAGGUAUUUGUUGCAAACCAUACAUCAAUGAUAGAUUUCAUCAUUCUGGAGCAGAUGACAGCAUUUGCUGUCAUCAUGCAAAAGCACCCUGGAUGGGUUGGAUUUAUUCAGAAGACUAUAUUGGAAAGUGUGGGUUGCAUCUGGUUUAACCGUAAUGAUCACAACGAUCGUGAAGUAGUUGGAAGAAAGUUACGUGACCAUGUGCAACAUCCGGACAACAAUCCGCUCUUGAUUUUCCCAGAAGGAACUUGUGUCAAUAAUCAGUACACCGUGAUGUUCAAGAAGGGUGCUUUUGAGCUGGGCUCUGCUGUGUGUCCAAUAGCUAUCAAAUAUAACAAAAUAUUUGUUGAUGCCUUCUGGAAUAGUAAGAAGCAAUCUUUUACAAAGCACUUGGGUCGUCUUAUGACAUCGUGGGCUGUUGUUUGUGAUGUCUGGUUCUUGGAACCUCAGUAUCUCAGGGAAGGAGAGACAUCGAUAGAAUUUACUGAAAGAGUAAGGGACAUCAUAGCUGCUCGAGCUGGCCUUAAGAAGGUUCCAUGGGAUGGCUAUCUGAAACAUAAUCGCCCUAGCCCAAAACACACCGAGGAGAAGCAGCGCAUGUUUGCCGAAUCUGUGUUGAGGAGACUUGAGGAAAACUAAAUAGGUGCUACUGGUUAGGGAUUCACCAUUUAGCUACUAUAUGUAAUCCGUUUGGUCCCAAGCGAAAUCUGGGGCAUGUGGAAAUGACUGCCGCCGUUUUUCUCAAAAUUUGUUCAGUUUGACAGAAUCAGUAGCGCGUGCUUGGCAAGAAACAACUAUAAUGGCAAGAAACAACUAUUGCAUGUACUUGUGUGGCUAAAGAUCUUUUUGUAUCUUCUGAUCCGUUAGUGUCUAACACAUAAGCAUUUGUGUUGUGUCA